AUGACAUAAUGAGGUCAAAGGUUACAGAGACAAUUCCUCUGUCGUCCCCUCCCCUUUUAAAAAGUCAGAAAUAUGAAAUGCUACUAUGAAAACUCAGAAAGAUAAAAUGAUUAUUAGAAGGUAGCAAUGCCUGCUUGACAGAAAGAGGGAAGUCAACCAAAACUCUACACAUGACUUAGCAUUUUAUAUAUUAAGAUAUAUAUAUUUGUAAGUAAAUAUAUAUAUAUGUAAAAAUUUGUAAAUGAAUAUUUAAGAGAGAUGGAUGUUGCUAAAUGGAAUUGUGUCCAAGUAGCAGACUGGCUUACACAAAAUGGCUUUGGUGAUUAUGUGUAUCUACUGACCGAGACUCAUCGCAUUGAUGGGCAGGUGCUGUUAACACUCAGUGAAAAUGACCUGAAGCAGGAACCAAUAGCAAUUCCAGUCCUUGGUGAUAUCAAACGCCUUAUGCUGCAUGUACAACACUUACAAGUAACUGCAGGCAACUCUUUAUCAAAUUGCAACCAUUCCUAUGUCCGUAAGGUGGAGAGCAGCAGAAUGACUGUACGCCGACGGAAUCUGCCUAGUCCUGUAGAAAGCCAGUCUGAUACAUCAUUGUUUGAAGAUUGUGAUGAAGUGUCAGGAGCUCAAUCACAACAUCUUGAUCCAGAAAUUUGGAAAACAGUUUUAAGUUUUUUCUAUAUAUUCACCGUCUUUCUAAUUACAUCAUUUGUGAUGGUCAUUGUCCAUGAACGAGUUCCUGAUAUGCGUAAAUAUCCUCCUCUUCCUGAUAUAUUUCUGGAUAAUAUGCCUUAUGUUCCAUGGGCUUUUGAAGUCUGUGAAAUGAUUGGAAUAAUCCUUGUCAGUAUGUGGUGUGCUGUUCUUUUCUUCCACAAACACAGGUUUAUUUUAAUGCGAAGAAUGUUUUCCCUGAUGGGUACUGUAUUCUUGUUACGCUGUGUUACAAUGCUUAUUACAUCACUAUCUGUGCCUGGAGUACACCUGCAGUGUGAAGCUAAGGACAAUGAUAUCUGGGCAAAGUUGACACGUACUUUAGAAAUUGCUACUGGAUUUGGUAUGACACUCCAAGGUGUACGUACAUGUGGUGACUAUAUGUUCAGUGGCCAUACAGUUUGCAUCACAAUGUUAAAUUUUUUCAUCUCUGAAUAUACAUCCCGGCAGCGGUUUUACUACAUCCAUACUAUCACCUGGGUCUUGAAUCUUUUCGGCAUCUUUUUCAUCCUUGCAGCCCAUGAACACUAUUCAAUUGAUGUCUUUAUUGCUUUUUACAUCACUACCCGUCUCUUUCUCUACUAUCACACAUUAGCCAACAACCGUGCUUUAAUGCAAAGAGACUCCAAAAGAACGAAAAUUUGGUUUCCACUCUUCUCAUUUUUUGAAUCCAAAUGUGAUGGUAUUGUACCAAAUGAAUAUGAAUGGCCUCUGAGUUGGCCAAAAUUUCUCAGGGAAAAUUUUAAAAAAUAGUAUAUAUACAAAAAUGCUUUAAAAAUUUUUUUAAUUAAAUUUUAUUUAACAUUUUCA
Molecule: messenger RNA, 1518 nt
Organism: Octopus sinensis (East Asian common octopus)
Lineage: Eukaryota; Metazoa; Mollusca; Cephalopoda; Octopoda; Octopodidae
Product: sphingomyelin synthase-related protein 1
Exons: 6
Coding region: 259-1461 (400 amino acids)
Biological process (GO): ceramide biosynthetic process
Cellular component (GO): Golgi membrane; endoplasmic reticulum membrane
Molecular function (GO): sphingomyelin synthase activity; protein binding; ceramide cholinephosphotransferase activity
Source: RefSeq, a predicted model, not a curated record